CUGGGUGAACCAUCCUCACAUUCUGUGUGUGGAUGAACUCUCUUUAAACUAGGCUCUGACUCUUCUAAUUAUUUUAGGUUGGCAUUUGAUAACCUGCAGAUGGGACCUGAAGCAAGCCUUCUGCAAUCUUCACUGCUUUGCUGACACUUGGCGCUUUGGUAUAGCACAAGUGGCUUUCGCUUCUUUGACUUCAUUGGAGCCGGCGAGGGCCUCUGGCCUGGCUUCUCUCAGAUUUCGAAUCUCUCUGGUUUUGGCUGAGAUGCAGACUCUGUUGAAGCGUCCUGAUUCCACACUCAACAAAAGUGAAACUGAAGCGCUACUUUUAAAAUCAUGACCUUCAGGAAGGGGAGAGCGGCUCAUGGGCUAAGUGGAUAAACCACAAAAUGGGUAAUAUACUGUCGCACAGGAGGUCCAGGAGAGAGGCGAGCCGUGGGUGAGCAGGAGUGUCAACUUUCCACUGAAAAAUACCCCUGCACUUCAGGCCAUUCCACUUCUGUUAUCUCCAAAGCUGUGGCAAUCGUAUUUAUAUAUUCACCAAAACUGGGUGGGCCCUAGUGUUUUGCUGUCAUCCUCUGUAGGCUGGUGUGUUCGGCUCAUGGCAGAGUGUGAACCUGGCAUCGGGGAGUGUUUGUCGAGUGAAUAAGGGUGGGGCUGUACUUUCCAGAGCCGCCGGGAGAAACUGGAUAAAGAGACCCUAGCCUGGCGGCCAGUCUCAACGUUCCUCCCAGUGGGGGAGGAAUCUGUGGGUGGGAGGUGGGGAGCCUGAAACCCAAAUAUAACAGGCAGUCUGGACUGGGCGUGGUUCCCUGGGAGCUGGGUCUCAGAUCCUCGUAGAGCUGACUUCUCCCCGGAUCCCCGGGCAAGAUGGGCAAGUACACGGUCCGUGUAGCCACUGGGAAUUUGUUCCUGGCAGGCUCUCCCCACCUGGUGCAGCUGUGGCUGGUGGGUGAGCACGGGGAGGCAGACCUAGGGAAGCACCUGCGACCGGUGUGGGGAAAGGUGGAGGAGUUUGAGAUCGACGUCCCCCUGCACCUGGGGCGCCUCCUGAUGGUGAAGCUGCGCAAGCACAACCGGCUGUUGAGUGUCGACUGGUUCUGCAAGUGGAUCUCAGUGCAGGGCCCGGGAACACAAGGCGAGGUUUUUUUCCCCUGCUACCGCUGGGUGCAGGGCCACAGGAUUAUCUGCCUGCCCGAGGGCACUGCCCGGACCCUGAGUGAUGACCCCCAGAACCUGUUUAAGAAGUACCGGGAACAGGAGCUCGAAGAAAGAAGGAAGGUGUACCGGUGGGGCUCCUGGAAAGAUGGGUUAAUCCUGCCUAUAGCAGGGAAUAGACAACCAGACCUUCCCAGGGACGAGCGAUUCCUCGAGGAUAAGGAUUUAGACUUUAGUGUCUCCCUAGCAAAAGCGUUGAAGGACAUGGCCAUUAAGGGGACACUGGAUUUCAUAAAUUGUGUGAAAAGGCUGGAAGAUUUCAAAAAAAUAUUCCCACGUGGAAAGACUGCCCUGGCUGAGCGGGUUCAUGAUUCUUGGAAGAAUGAUGCCCUCUUUGGGUACCAGUUUCUCAAUGGUGCAAACCCCAUGCUCCUGAGGCGUUCUUCAAGGCUCCCCGCCCGCCUGGUGCUGCCUCCAGGGAUGGAAGACUUGAAGACCCAGCUGGAGAAAGAACUCCAGGCUCGAUCUCUGUUUGAAGUGGAUUUCUCCUUGCUGGAUGGAGUCAAGCCUAAUGUCAUCAUUUUUAAGCCGCAAUAUGUGGCCGCCCCUUUGGUCAUGCUGAAGCUUCAGCCUGAUGGAAGACUCUUGCCCAUGGUCAUCCAGCUCCAGCCACCUCGAUACGGAUGUCCCCCACCUCUGCUCUUUCUGCCCUCGGAUCCCCCCAUGGCCUGGCUCCUGGCCAAGACCUGGGUCCGGAGCUCUGAUUUCCAGCUGCACCAGUUACAGUCACAUCUGCUGAGGGGACACUUGAUUGCUGAGGUUAUCGCUGUGGCUACAAUGAGAAGCUUGCCUAGCCUCCAUCCUAUUUACAAGCUCCUGAUCCCCCACUUCCGCUACACCAUGGCGAUCAACACCCUGGCCCGUAGUCGUCUUGUCUCUGAAGGGGGAAUUUUUGACCUGGUGGUGAGCACUGGUAGUGGGGGCCACGUGGACAUUCUUCAGAGAGCCACAGCUUGUUUGACCUAUCGUUCCCUCUGUCCUCCUGAUGACCUGGCUGACCGUGGACUCCUGGGUGUGAAAUCUUCUCUUUAUGGCCAAGAUGCCAUCAGGCUGUGGGGAAUCAUCAGCCGGUACGUGGAGGGGAUGGUUGGGCUUUUCUACAAGAGCGACCAAGCCGUGAAGGAUGAUCUAGAGCUGCAGGCCUGGUGCAGAGAGAUGACUGAGACUGGACUGCAGAUGGCCCAAGACCGGGGGUUCCCCAUCUCCUUAGAGUCCCGGGCUCAGCUCUGCCACUUUGUCACCAUGUGCAUCUUCACAUGCACGGGUCAGCAUGCUUCUAACCACCUGGGUCAGCUGGACUGGUACUCCUGGAUCCCUAAUGGCCCAUGCACCAUGCGGAAGCCCCCACCCAUCUCCAAGGAUGUGACAGAGAAGGACAUAGUGGACUCACUGCCCAAUCUCCACCAGGCACAUAUGCAAAAGACCGUCACAGACUUUCUUGGCAGACGUCAGCCUGUCAUGGUGGCCCUGGGGCAGCAUGAGGAGAAAUAUUUCUCUGGCCCUGAGCCCCAAGCUGUGCUGAGACAAUUCCGGGAGGAGCUGGCUGCCAUGGACAAGGAGAUUGAGGUCCGGAAUGCAGUCCUGGACCUGCCCUAUGAAUACCUUCGACCCAGCAUGGUAGAGAACAGCGUGACCAUCUGAGAGGGCUUGCCCGCCUCCGCUCCAAAGCUCCACCAUCCCUGAGUGCCUUUUAGUAUUCCGUCCUCUUCACAUCCUCUGGUGAACAAAUUGUCCCCAAAGCUUUGUGGUCAGGGUACCCAGAGCUGCCCACCACACAACUAUGGGGAAUACACGGUGAUGGUCCCCACUGCAUUUGGAAGUGGCAUCCCCCAAAGCUGCCCUACCUUAAAUGUCCAUCCAGUCCUGUACUUCCUCACCCCGAUCCCUGGCACACCUCCUCAUUGCCAAAGGAUCUGGCUUAGAUACAAGUAAAAAUAUACGAUUAAAUAACAAAACUGAU
Molecule: messenger RNA, 3172 nt
Organism: Macaca mulatta (Rhesus monkey)
Lineage: Eukaryota; Metazoa; Chordata; Mammalia; Primates; Cercopithecidae
Source: RefSeq, a predicted model, not a curated record